AUGAACAGGUCUUAUGAUAAUGAUUUUUUACCAACUACAAAGGAUUUUAUUUCGCAUUGGACGAGGAAUUCUGAAGUAAAAAACAAAAAAUCGAAGUCACAGUUUCCACAGAAGAUGAAAAGAGCUGCGAAUUCGGAAGCUCAGCUGACACAGGUGAAGCUGCCUCCGCUUUCUUGCAAAAUUGGGUCGCUUAAAACCUUUUUAAAUCCUGAUGAUUUUGCGAGAAGUGCAAAUGAUUUUCAAAUUCAAGAAAAAACAUCUAAAUCGGGGUAUAGCUCUUGAUUCCAUAAAGAGCUAUUUUUAUUCUUACAAAAAAAUGCAAUUGACUGCUUUAAGCCCAUCUUAUUUCUCUAAGUUUUUUUUAUUAGUCAAUUUUUGUAUUGAAAGCAAAAAAAAAGGCUAUAAUGUCAAUAGAAAUAAGGAUUAUCUUAUAUAGGAGAAAAACUUGGAAAUUGUAUAUAACGAUGAAUGAAGAACUGUCAAGUAGCUCAGUUAAGGAACAGUUAAAUAAUUUAACUGAAGGGCAAGAUGACUCUGAAAGUGUAGACCCAAGAAAAUUGCUGCUUUAUGAUAAGCAUGCGAUCAAUAGAAGAAGAGCUGCUGGGAAAAUUUGUGAAACAAUUGUGGAAGAAGUAAAAAAGCAGUUUGGGCAUAUUGAGCAGAAAGUUGAAGCGCCACAGGUGAUUGAGAGGUCUGGAGAUCCAGUUGAAAGACUAAGAGAAAAGCUUGAAAAAAUUAAAAUCGAAAAAAUCAGCGAUUCCAAAUUUUAUGAAACCGGCACACCCAAAAACUCCACCCGGAAAAAAGGCGUGAACUUUCGAAGCGAAUUAGAUUCAAAAGACCACGAAGAAACAGUCUCCCACGAGUCCAACGUCCUUAAAUCAAGCAAAAGCUUCGACAAAAUCCAAAGGGACGAAAUAGUCCAAAGCGGCGAUUUAACAGAGCUCCUCAGCAUUGACUCAGCCAGAGACAACUUAGGCGCCGAGGCCUCCGCAAUCCUCGCAAAAGCUAUGAUUUUUCUUAACCUCCAAAACCAAUUCGAAAAAACUGGUGCAAAAAUCCUAUUUGAUGGGAUAAGAGAUAUCAUUGAAAACGCGUUUUCUUAUAACAUAAGGUCCUCUGUAUUCAAAAAAAGAUUUAUUUCAAUUAACAGAAACUGCUUGUCUUUUCCAAGCUGCGGGAUUGACCAAUUGAAAAUUAUUUAUUUGAUAAAACAUUUUACGUGCUUUUUUACACUAGUAAAGGUCGAUUUUUCAGGAAAUCAGAUAGGGGAUAAAGCCGUGGCCGCGCUUACGUUAGCCUUGAUGCAUGCAAGCCCAUGCCUUGAAGAUUACGAUUUAUAUAGAAUUUAGCUGAAUUUGUAUUUAAUUUAUGCAUUUUAAUAAAAAUAGUUAUUUAAGGAUAUAAGUGUAUCGUAUACUGGGAUAGGACUUCCAUCAGCCCAGGCGCUACAGCAAUAUUUAUCAGACAGCCCCUGCCAAAUCCAAUUUUUAAGGAUCGAAGGCAACAAAUUCGAAGACGCCGGAGCCUGCUGUAUCGCAAUGGGCCUUCUCUGCAACUCUAGCGUCAAAUUCUGCAACAUCAGCAAAAAUGAUAUGGAAACUGCCUCAGGCCUGGCUUUUUCCAAAGUUAUCAGAAUAAAUAGAACCUUAAAAGGCCUCAACCUCUCCUUCAGCACUUUUGACGAACACGUUUCUAAAGACUUAUCUCGAUCUCUUAUAGUAAACACUGAGCUUAAAAGCUUAGUUCUCUAUAAAUGUGGGCUGACUGAUAAAGAUAUGAGGGAAUUCGGACACAUGUUGAGCGCCAAUGUAGCCUUGCAGCAGCUUAUGCUGAACCAAAAUGCAAUUGGGUAUAAAGGAUUGAGCAAUUUAUCGUAUGGAUUAGAAAAAAAUAAGACGCUUGCUCAUUUAGGGUUAAGCGGAAAUUUGGGGAUUAAAUUGAGGAUGCUGGAAAAAAUGAAGGAAUUUGUACCGAGAGAGGUGGAAAUUGAUAUAGCGAAGGAGGAUGAUUUUUUUAGGUCGGCUGAGGAGAAAAAGCUGAAGCUGAUGGAAUUGAUAAGAUAA
Molecule: messenger RNA, 2066 nt
Organism: Blepharisma stoltei
Lineage: Eukaryota; Ciliophora; Heterotrichea; Heterotrichida; Blepharismidae
Source: the annotation of a GenBank genome assembly